UUUCAGCUUCAAUCUGCAGGGUGCUGGCUACACCUCAGUUCCUUCAGUAUGGUGGCCAUCAACAGCAGUGAACCCAGUGCCACGUAUUUCAUCUUAAUAGGACUCCCAGGAUUAGAAGAGGCUCAGUUCUGGUUGGCUUUCCCACUGUGCUCCCUCUACCUUAUUGCUGUGCUAGGUAACUUGACAAUCAUCUACAUUGUGAGGACAGAGCACAGCCUGCAUGAGCCCAUGUAUAUCUUUCUCUGCAUGCUUUCUGGCCUAGACAUCCUCAUUUCCACCUCAUCUAUGCCAAAAAUGAUGGCCAUUUUCUGGUUCAAUUCCACUACCAUCCAAUUUGAUGCUUGUCUGGUACAGAUGUUUGCCAUCCAUUCCUUAUCUGGCAUGGAGUCCACGGUGCUGCUGGCCAUGGCCUUUGAUCGCUAUGUGGCCAUCUGCCACCCUCUACGCCAUGCCACUGUGCUUACAUUGCCUCGUGUUGCCAAGAUUGGCAUGGCUGCCGUGGUCAGGGGUGCUGCAUUAAUGGCACCCUUACCUGUCUUCAUCAAAAGAUUGCCUUUCUGCCGUUCCAAUAUCCUCUCUCAUUCCUACUGCCUACACCAAGAUGUCAUGAAGUUGGCCUGCGCUGACAUCCGUGUCAAUGUCAUCUAUGGCCUCAUUGUUAUUAUCUCUGCCAUUGGCUUGGACUCGCUUCUCAUCUCCUUCUCGUAUUUGCUCAUCCUAAAGACUGUGCUGGGCCUGACACGUGAAGCCCAGGCCAAAGCGUUCGGCACUUGUGUCUCUCAUGUGUGCGCUGUUUUCAUAUUCUAUGUGCCUUUCAUUGGAUUGUCAAUGGUGCAUCGUUUUAGCAAAAGGCGUGACUCCCUCCUUCCUGUCAUUAUGGCUAACAUCUAUCUGCUCAUUCCUCCUGUGCUCAACCCCAUCGUCUAUGGAGUGAAGACAAAGGAGAUCCGACAGCGCAUUCUGCGUCUUUUUCUCACAACUACACACUCUUCAGAUCACUAGGAAUCCGUGAUGAAACCCACUCCAUUCAAAGUUCUCUAAUCCAUGCUUUAAUACCAGCAUCUUGGAAGACAGUAUUAAGAAAACAAAUCCUUAAUCAAAGCACAACUCAGAUCAUUCAGAGAUGAAACUGGCUGUGGAAUUUCCCUGGGAAUGGAAUAAAACCUGCAGUCUCCAUACUCCAACAUCAGAUUUCAUUUUGGUUUUUCUCGAUAUGAUUAUUGAGACCAAGACUUAUGAUUUGAAGGUUGUUGCCUCCCAUUUUAUCACCACUUCCAAACCUCAGUUCAUUUUACUGAUGACGGUUCAUAGAAUUUGGAGAUAGAGCAACACAUCUAAAAUGUGCACCACAGGCAUGGCAGAAGGAAAAUAAACACAAGACUAUAAUAAAAUUAUAUAAGCUAGAGUAAACCUCUGAUUUCCUCAUCAGAAUUCACAACGACUUUGGAUUUCUAAGAAGUUAUAACUGGAUUUCUUCUUUAAAACAAUUUCCAAAGAAAUUAUUGUUUUUCUUCUGUAUCCCAGGCCAGAAGGAAAUCUACAUUUGCCUACAAUAUGAAAUGAUACACUUCGUUAUGACAAUUGUCACAGCCAAGAAGACAUUCUUUUUUUUGCCUAUUUAAGUUCAUCAACUUUGUAUUUGUACCCUGAUUGCACCAAUGGGGAGACUGAUACUUUCUGGGAACCAGUGGGUUACACAGAAUCGUGGAAGCUCAAAAUAGAAGAAAAUAAUGAAGUUUUAAUGUCCAAUUCUAUGUCAUGUCAAAGAAUUGUUAGACAGACUUGCGGAAUGUGGAGUUGGGAAUCUCCAGAGCCUCCACUGGCCUACAUUUGGCCCUUUAUUUUCACUUGCCUAGUGCUGCUCUGAGGAACUUCCUAUCAAUAGAGCCCGAGGCUCUAUCAUCCCAGUAGAGCAAAUCAUCCCAGUAGAGUUGCUCUGCUUCCUCGCCCAAUACCACUGUGCCUGUAUAAAGGAGUGUUCCCAGAUGGGUUUAUCUGAGAAACAGUGUGAUUAGCUACAGAUUUCCUGGGUGUCUUCUUGUGUGUGUGUGUGUGGUUUCAAGACAGGGUUUCUUUGUAGCUUUG
Molecule: messenger RNA, 2085 nt
Organism: Myodes glareolus (Bank vole)
Lineage: Eukaryota; Metazoa; Chordata; Mammalia; Rodentia; Cricetidae
Gene: Or51e1
Product: olfactory receptor family 51 subfamily E member 1
Biological process (GO): G protein-coupled receptor signaling pathway
Cellular component (GO): plasma membrane
Molecular function (GO): olfactory receptor activity; G protein-coupled receptor activity
Source: RefSeq, a predicted model, not a curated record